AUGCCUCACAAUCACGCAUCUAAUUUAUCCAUUCGUUCUCCUAUCAAGACAAAUCGACCUCGUUCAUCAUCUUUACCAAAAUCUUAUGUUAUGCCUGCUGGACAGACAUCUUCUGAAAAUGACCCGGUGUAUGCCCGUUUGAAAAGAGGAAUAAUUCCAGCUAAGACUCGUCCACAAUCUCCCUAUCGAACAGAGAUGCCUGAAGGAUACGUGCCAUUAGCUGCAAUGCCAAAAAAUAGACAAUCUCCAUUAUACCCCAUCUCACAAGACAUUAUGGAUGAAGAAUACGUACCAUUGGCCGCAAUGUCUAGAAACAAUCGUCUCGCAUCAAUUCGAAAGGGCAAACAAACUUCUUUUCGACAAAAUAAUGCAUCGUCAAUAUAUAACGAAGAUUCAAUUCCUAAUCCAACUCUGCCUGAUCAACUUUCUGACUUACCUUCCCCUCCUUCCACUGGAUCUUCUCACUCUUCUGACCACCUUUCAGGAAUGAUAAACGAUUUUCCAAGUGUACCAGCACCCCAGCCAGUUCCAUCGCCAACUAACUCAUCCACAAGUCGUACCAGUCGUAUCAGUCGUAGAGAAUCCAUACUUAGACAAUUUCCAACCGUUCCAGCUCCACCACAAGUGGCAUUACCACAAUUACCAGGUAAACGUAGAUACAGUUCACUUGGAAAUAUUGGUCAGGUUAGUGAAUUACAUCAAGCUCUUAACCCUGAAAACAUUAUGAAUACUGGAUAUGCUCAUCAACCUAAGGAGUUUGUCAAGAUUGAAGAUUAUUAUGUUGAAUUGUUUUCUGAAAUACCUAAAGUUAAAAGGAAUUCUAGUUUUUCACUUGUUAGAAAGUUGUCUGGAAGUUUUCGUAAAAUGUUUAAACAUGGUAAAGAUGGUAAAUAUUAA
Messenger RNA from Melampsora larici-populina 98AG31, 897 nucleotides. RefSeq lists its product as uncharacterized. The coding region runs from base 1 to 897 and encodes 298 amino acids. Lineage: Eukaryota; Fungi; Basidiomycota; Pucciniomycetes; Pucciniales; Melampsoraceae. The record is from RefSeq and is a predicted model, not a curated record. The transcript has a single exon.